CCAUUUUACAACAGCUCCACUCGCGCCGGACCCAGGGAGCAGCGAGCACGCGUUUUCCACAACACGAUUUCCUCGGACAGGAUUCCUCCGCCGCAGCCCAACGGGGAGAUCUCUGGAAACAUGGCUACAGAACAUGUUAAUGGAAAUGGUACUGAAGAUACUACUUCUGCAGUUAUCCAUUCAGAAAAUUUUCAGACAUUGCUUGAUGCUGGUUUACCACAGAAAGUUGCUGAAAAACUAGAUGAAAUUUACGUUGCAGGGCUAGUUGCACAUAGUGAUUUAGAUGAAAGAGCUAUCGAAGCUUUAAAAGAAUUCAAUGAAGACGGUGCAUUGGCAGUUCUUCAACAGUUUAAAGACAGUGAUCUCUCUCAUGUUCAGAACAAAAGUGCCUUUUUAUGUGGAGUCAUGAAGACUUAUAGGCAGAGAGAAAAACAGGGGACCAAAGUAGCAGAUUCUAGCAAAGGACCAGAUGAGGCAAAAAUUAAGGCACUCUUGGAAAGAACAGGCUACACACUUGAUGUGACUACUGGACAGAGGAAGUAUGGGGGACCGCCUCCAGAUUCCGUUUAUUCAGGUCAGCAGCCUUCUGUUGGCACUGAGAUAUUUGUGGGGAAGAUCCCUAGAGAUCUAUUUGAGGAUGAACUUGUUCCAUUGUUUGAGAAAGCUGGACCUAUAUGGGAUCUUCGUUUAAUGAUGGAUCCACUUACUGGUCUCAAUAGAGGUUAUGCGUUUGUCACUUUUUGUACAAAAGAAGCAGCUCAGGAGGCUGUUAAACUGUAUAAUAAUCAUGAAAUUCGUUCUGGAAAACACAUUGGUGUGUGCAUCUCUGUUGCCAACAAUAGGCUUUUCGUGGGCUCUAUCCCUAAGAGUAAAACCAAGGAACAAAUUCUUGAAGAGUUUAGCAAAGUAACAGAGGGUCUUACAGAUGUCAUUUUAUACCACCAACCGGAUGACAAGAAAAAAAACAGAGGCUUUUGCUUUCUUGAAUAUGAAGAUCACAAAACAGCUGCUCAGGCAAGGCGUAGGUUAAUGAGUGGUAAAGUCAAAGUCUGGGGAAAUGUUGGAACUGUUGAAUGGGCCGAUCCUAUAGAAGAUCCUGAUCCUGAAGUUAUGGCAAAGGUAAAAGUGCUGUUUGUACGCAACCUUGCCAAUACUGUAACAGAAGAGAUUUUAGAAAAGGCAUUUAGUCAAUUUGGGAAACUGGAACGGGUGAAGAAACUAAAAGAUUAUGCUUUCAUUCAUUUUGAUGAGCGAGAUGGUGCUGUCAAGGCUAUGGAAGAAAUGAAUGGCAAAGACUUAGAGGGAGAAAAUAUUGAGAUUGUUUUUGCUAAGCCACCAGAUCAGAAAAGGAAAGAAAGAAAAGCUCAGAGGCAAGCGGCAAAGAAUCAAAUGUAUGAUGAUUACUACUAUUAUGGUCCACCUCAUAUGCCCCCUCCAACAAGAGGUCGAGGGCGUGGAGGUAGAGGUGGUUAUGGAUAUCCUCCAGAUUAUUAUGGAUAUGAAGAUUAUUAUGAUUAUUAUGGCUAUGAUUACCAUAACUAUCGUGGUGGAUAUGAAGAUCCAUACUAUGGUUAUGAAGAUUUUCAAGUUGGAGCUAGAGGAAGGGGUGGUAGAGGAGCAAGGGGUGCUGCUCCAUCCAGAGGUCGCGGGGCUGCUCCUCCUCGCGGUAGAGCCGGUUAUUCACAGAGAGGAGGUCCUGGAUCAGCAAGAGGCGUUCGUGGUGCGAGAGGAGGUGCCCAACAACAAAGAGGCCGCGGGGUACGUGGUGCGAGGGGUGGCCGCGGUGGAAAUGUAGGAGGAAAGCGCAAAGCUGAUGGGUACAACCAGCCAGAUUCCAAGCGGCGCCAGACCAAUAAUCAGAACUGGGGCUCCCAACCCAUUGCUCAGCAACCGCUCCAAGCAGGGAAAAGGGGUCGAGGCCGGUCCUGACCUGUUACAAUGAAGACUGACUUGCUAUGUGGGAUUACACCAGAAGCUUGCAGUGGAGUAAUGGUAAGGAAAUCAAGCAACCUUAAAUAUGUCGGCUGUAUAGGAGCAUAUUCUAUUGCAGAAGACCUUCCUAUGAAGAUCAUGGAAUCAAAUACAGGACAUUGAACUAAUACUUGGACUUUGAUAUGAAUUUCUUUAACAAUUUUCUCUGCAGUGCAAGUUAUUAAACUAAAGCUACUCUAUUUUCCAAAUGUGUUCCAACAAAAAUCCUUCAUAACUUCUAGCAUGGUAUCUUAAUAAAGAAUAAAGUUCUUCUCUUUAAAAAAUCUGCUCUAAGUAGAUUUUUCCCCUAUGGUUUUUUAGAUUAAGGAUCCCAGCAGUGAUAUUCUGAAAUAUUCUCUUGAAUUUGUGCAUUUAAAUUUUAUUGCAGUGGUAUAGAUGAAUGCCAUUGUUGGUAUCCUUAAAUCUUAUUUCUGCUCACCAAGGUUAAUCAUGAUUGUCUAUAUCUUUUUUAUAGUAAUCACUUUUGAAUUGUGUUUCAGAUAUGCAGUUUCAGGUGUAAUCAUCAGAGCUGGUUAGUCAGGCAUUCCAGAUAGUGGUUCUUUUCAGAACCUUUUUUAAAGGGUUGGUUAACUACCUCAGUAGCAGAGGAUUGAACUAUACCCUAUGUACUGUACAUAGAAAAUCUUUGUAGAUAAAAGCAAGGCUUGUUAAAUAUGAUAUGAGGGUAAGAUUUUAAUAUACCAAAUGUAACAUUCUUAGUUGCCUUUAGUUUCAGAGGCUUGUAAGACUUCCUCAUGACCAUCAUAACAGGCCUUGCUUUUGUCGUAUUUUGUGGCUGAAAAAGCAGCCUUGCUUCUUCAGAUAUUGUAGUUAUUUGGAUGUAUAAUAGUUUAGGAAGAUGUUACUUUUGUAAGACAUCAGAUGUUCAAAAAAAAAAAAAAUGCAUCCGAACUUGUACUAAAUACUGCAGUGUCCCUUUAUAAAAAGUCAGACUAAAACUGACAGUUGUACAGCUAAGCCUGACAUUUGGAUAUUUUGAAGUUUUUUUCAUAAAAUCAUAGAAAUUAGUAUGGCUGUAGUUUAGCUUUUUAGGUAAAAGGUAUGUUUCAUUAGUGCAUUUCUUAUUGCUGAUCACUGCAAAAAUGUGAAUCAGCUUUCCAUUUCUUAUGCAGGUCAUGAUAACUUGUAGAGUAGAGUACAAUCAUUUGUGCUAUGUUUUUAAUUUUCUGAAGCACCUUGAUGACAGUGAGUGUUCAGUGGUGAAGCAUCCUCUAUUGAAUCACCCUCAGAAAAAUUUUUUGCCAAGUCCUAAGUUUAUAGCUUAAAGUCAAAAGUGAAAUUAUUGUUUAAUUAGGACUUGGUAUAAAGAAUUUCCUUCUCCCCUUCCCCAAAGGGAUACUGCAGUUAUAUCACAUACCCAAUAGGCACCAUGAUGAAGAUCAGAGCUUAUUAUACUUAAUUAAGGUUUUAUACACACCAGUUCCCCAGUAAAUGCAAAUUUAACAAGAAAAUUAGACGUGUCAUAUGUUCAAAAUGCUCAUGGCAAACAAUCAUUUUGCAUUCCUGCAAAUAAAAUUGUUUUAUACUGUAAGCUGGAGGCGAGUGUAACUUAUUUUUGUAAUAAAGUUUUUAUUUUUUUUAUGUGUCAUUAAUAUAAAUGUGUGUUAGUAGAAAUCUUCUGGUUUAAAAACUUAGGAUUGCACACAUUUCAGUAUGUUUGCUUGUACUUACAUAAUUUUAGAAUAGUGGUUGCCAAUAGGCUGUAUGUUUCACAUUAAUUGGUUUUUUUAUGUUAUCUUAAUAAAUCAUUUUAGUAUGUUGUAUGUCAGUUACUGGGAUAGCUGGGACAUAGAGUGUAAUUUAAAAUUUGUCAAUAAGUAUUCAUUGGAAUAUAUGUAAAUGUGCCUUGCCGGUUAUUGAAAUUUACCUACAAAUGAGUAUGGGGUGACAAAAAUUAGUUCCUGGUGCUUAAUGAAACUUUCUGCCACUGAUUUUUUAUAUUACCCCGUGCUUUUUUAAAGUACAUAUCUCUCAAAUCUUAGUGUAAGUUUGAGGGCUACACAAACCAUUUACAUUUCAUUCUAACAUAAUGAGUAUAAUAGGUUCAUGAGAAGUGGGUAAACUAAAUGUAGCCUUCAGUAAAAUUGAAUCUCAGUGUAAUCCUUGGUGCUGGCGUUUCACAGUACCAGGGAGUUAAAUGAUCCUAUCAAAGAGGUCAUUGCCAUGCCUAUUGGCACUUUACUGUCAUACUGUUUUUAAGGGACACUGUCAAGGUGUUUAAGUUGAUUCUCAGAAUUAUUUGUUGGGAUUUAGGGCAAGUUUGUUUGACUUCAGUAGAACUGCAUUGUCAAAGUUGAAAGAUGAACACUUUUGUGAGUCCACAAAGGUGUUCCUUAAGCAUUAAAAUACCAUGGAGCUGUGGAUUUCCAAGACUAUUUGGCAUUCUUAGUUUGGGGACUCGGGAGGGAAAACUGAUGAUACAAAGAAAUUUUGAAGAAAUGUUGGUUAUACUUAAAGAAGGCUAACGUAGACAGGGGUGAUGAAGUAUAUACAUGCUGAAGUGAAAUUACUUGACAGUGUUCAUUCGAAUAACUGAAUUCAAGCCAUUAUAAUUGCUUUUAAAAUUAAAUAUCAUUUGCACUGUUCUGAUAAUGGGUGCAGUUUUUGAGCAAUAUAAUCAGAGCUAAAUAUGCAUGUAGUUAUUAGUGAUGUGAACAAUUAAGUUCUGAGAAGAAAUACUAACUGGUAUUUUCAAACUUAAAUUUCUGUAGUAAAAUCCGUAUCAAACUCUUAUCAGAGAUCAAGGAAACAGGCAAUGCAUAUAAACAUACUUCUGAAUGUUGUGUGGCCUAUAAAGCAAUAAUGCAAUUUAUAUGGAAUGUCAUGGGAUAUAAGAAAUGGAAAUGCAAAAAUAACUAAUCCUUUAGUAAAAAUGUCAACAUGUUAAGGGGGAAUGUUAAAUAUUGUAGGUUAUUGCUCUUUGUGAUUUGUUUAUGGGUUCUUGGCUUUGACAGCUUCAAAGAAUGGACAGACAAGUUAAAAAUUUUUAUGUGUAUUGUCAAGGCAAGGGUCUGAAAUCUAAGAGUCAAUUCCCUUCCUUGGGGUGAAAAAUGUAUCCAUAAAGCAUUCUGAAUGUUAAAAAGAAAACUUGAGUUACCUAACCAAAACAGACGCAAGAUUUUGUUUCUGCAGACUACUUGGCAGUCAAAAGUAAUCAUAAAUUUUAGUUUAUAAAUUUUCAGAAAGUUGAUUUGUGACAAAAUUGUGUUAUACGUAUUCUACCAAACAUGCUUUUUAUGGAAUAUUUUCAGCCAUUACAACUGAAUAAGAUACUAGAGAUGAAGGGAGAAUUGAGCACAAAAGGCUGUUGCACACUCGUGACGGCGGUUGCUGUAGCGCCAUGAGAAAGUUUCUACCAAUUAUUGUAAGCAGGACUUAACAAAAUAUUAGCAUUUUCCUCAUAAUCAUAUGGAAAAACAUAGAAAUGGAUUGAUGGGAUGACCCGCGGUAUUCAAUUGUAUAUAAAACAUUUGGAAAGACUGAUGAGCCACAUGGUAGAUGGGCAAAAUUAUACAUGCAGGACAACUUUUUUGAUUGCUAAGCCAAAAGUGACUGUUGAUCAGAAACAUAGCAAAAGACCACUGUUACUACAGAGUAUGACAUGUAGUCUGUAUUUUUAAGGGGAGAAGUUAAAAAAUAGGAGGGUUUUGUACAUGUAGAAGAGGGAGCUAACCGUAGAUUGAAUGAUAGUUUCCUAAAACUUUAAAAAAAUACCUACCAUGACCAUCUUUUCCCCAAUGAUGUAUACCAUAAAAUUUUUUUCUAAUCAUAGGAAUUCAGUGGUGGGUGUAGAAUUAAUGAAGAAAGAGCUUAAGUGACAAUACAUCAAAGGAACAGACCUGGAAUGCUUUAAGGUGUAGUAUAAAUUAUUCAGUAAUCAUACCACUCAAUAGGGUGUGCCACUACGUAUCAUAAGAUGCUAAUUAUGAGCCAAUGUUUGCAGACAUUUUUAACUGUGGGCAAAAUAGUAGGUGGAUUUUUUUGAGUCUUGUCAACUUUUUUAAGGUACUUAAGAUAAAUUCCAUUAGUACCACAGUCUGCCUUUAGCAAUAAAAUGCCUAAAAUAUUUUUCAGGACCAGAAGCAUUCAGUUGGGAAAAAAAAAAUCUUUUUUAUAAAAAAGUGCAAAUCAGUAUUACAGCUAACACUCUGGGUCAGAGAUUAGGUUUUUAAUGACAUUGACAGUAGUCUUAGAAAGGUAAACAUUUAGAAGUCUGGCAUUGAGAAACAAAAGCUUGUACCUGAUUAGUAUUUUAAUUUAAAAAAAUUAGUUUUGUUAGCUUAUUUUUAAAUUGUCUUUACAUUUAUUUAUCCAUAAAUUUAUAUAUUUAUUUCAUUCCUUUCAUCUCACUGAAAACUGUCUGCAGGCUCUUUGAUUUGGAUUAGAUGUAUGAAGUACUGUCUUUUGCCAAAAACCUCAAAUUUCCUGUUCUUUUCAACGUAGUGGGUUUGUGCUUGUUUGGAGAUCAGUUCAAAAACUAUCUGUACUAUCUGUACUGCCUCUGAUGUUAAGAUUUUAUGUAUAGCAUAAGGAAGCUAGCUCUGACUAUAUUUUCCUAAGAAUAAAGACCUAUUUUUGUAGCAUGUCUUAGGAUCUCCAGGAGUCCAAGAAUUAUUGUGGGUGUCCUCCAUUUCAUCAUUUUUCAUUUAACAGCUUUUAAGUAGACUCGUGGAGUCUUUAGAGCUCUUUGAUCAUUUGGUAACCCAUACAUUCAAAGCAAAUAGACUGGUAAAAAAUUCUCCAAGAUCCACAGUUGCAAGCAUGUGGCGGGGAGACAUUGAGAGUAAAUGUACAGGGCUGGUCUUCAUUAAGUGAUGGUGAAAAUACUCUGGUCAAAUACAUGUCAGUGGAUUCGAUGGAGAAGUUAUGAUAAUUCAGCUCGUUUUUACGUUACUGGGAACGUGCUCCACCAUUCAGUGUGUUUCCCUUGUCUAUCACUAGCAAAUACAUUUUCUUUCUGAAGAUUUGGAAAUGAGAAGUUGAGGUUGCAAGAAAUUGAGGAGAGAACAACAAACAAUCUGUUCUAAUGUUCACAUUUAGAUGACUGCAAAUGAGGUUAGGUAGGUGAAAGCUUAAAAUGUGUUCAUUAAGAGAAGUUGAUAAAUCACUAUUUAAGAAGGGGGAACUUAAAUUUGGAGCUUUUGACUUAACAGCCCUAGGAUUUCUGGGGGUGGGGGGUUUGGGACAGGUACAGUUUCAUCUACUCGAUUAGUACAAGGAUCCUUUUAAGUCACUUUUUCUGUUUAGGAUUUCCAAAAUUUUUACUGAUGAGUGCAAAAAAUUUCUCAUUUCAGAAGUCAUGGAAAUGUUACGAUACUUAAAAAAUUAUGGUGUACCACUAGGGCGUUUUGAAAACUUUCCGCUGCCCGUUUAAUCUUCUGUGCAGAUGCCAAAGUAGUACUUAACAUUUUCUUGUGGAAAUUAGGGUGCUGAAUAAGAUUACUUUUUUGAGUGAGGGAGGUGUCACGUUUUGGAAAUCAGUGUCAUUGUUAACAGCUUUCUAAAAUGUGUUCAUAACAAGUAGUGAAAUGGGGUAGGAGGAAGAUAGUUCAUUUAUUACUUAGCUUCAAUGAAUGUCUGCAUUUGAUUUUCUCUGACAUUCAGAGAGAAGUUCUUAAAGGCUGCUGUCAGUAAUGUUUAUGAAUUGUCAUUUCUUGCCCUAAUUUUAGGCUUUCGACUGUUUUGGAAAGUGAUUUUUGUGGAUACAUAAAGGAUUUGGCGUCUUCUGUCAUUUAUGAGCUACAGUGUUUUUUUUUUUUUCAGGGCAAAAGGGCAAAGAAUUUAGUGUGAUUAAGCCACUAAAUAGCACAAGUUAACUAAAGGAUAAGCAGAUUAGGGCUUGUUCAUAAUUUAAAAUUUGUAGAAAAGAGUUUUGUAGAUUCCAGAUGAUAAAAAUCAGGUCUGUUACGUGUAGAAACAUACCAUGACCAUGUAAUCGAGAGUUGCCACAUCUUAGAUCUUUUGUGACUUUAUUUAAUGGUAUUUAAAUGACAUGAAGAAAAUAAAUUUGAAUAACCUGCCCUUUAAUAAUAAUGAAGUUUGUGUAAUCUUGCCUUUGAACAAAGUGUAAUUUACCAUGAGAAUUAGAAAAUGCCAGUACGGUAUCAUUUGAACACAGUAUUGCUAAAACUAGGUAUAUAAGAACCCCUAUGACUUCAUUUUUUUCAAAGAAUAUAACUGUUAAAAUGUCAAUGUUCAUGUUGCUUUAAUUAUAAGACUCAUGAAUUAGAGCUCUAAAAUUGCUUUAACAUGUCAUGAAAAAUUAGGAAAACAUACUAAUUGUUUCAGUAUAUUUAAUAUUUGGAUUGUGCUUCGAGAGAAGUAAUUAGCAAUAUAUGUCAAAGGUCAUCCAGAAAAAUUGACAGAAUACGUUUUUAAUUCUGUUCCACAUGCCUAUGUGUGAUACAGAAUGUUACUUUGGCAAGAUUUAAUUUGUACCUUAUUGCUUUGUUCUUGAAAUAGUAAAAAUCUUCAUGAAUUUGCAGAAAUUAAAUUGCUAGGAAUUCUUCAACAUAAUUAAGGACAGGCGUACCCUGCCUAACAUCAGCUUCAUUUAUAAUUAGAAUUAAAAAUUUGAAAAAGUAUUUAUUCUGCAAUUACAUCAUUUAACAGGUCUUAAUUGAUCUCUUGUAUUUCUUGAAGAUGCAUUUAGCUUUUAGGGAAACAAAAUUAGGGGCCCAGCAAGUAGGUGGAGUUACUGUUUCUUUGGCUUAUCCCUCCUAGAACCUCUUUUAUCAGUUUUUUAAAUUGUUACUUAAUUCUUUAAGAUCAUGCAGUUUCUUCUUUACAUGAUUUAUUUACCUCCUUUUAGAAUGGAAGCUCCAUGAGGGCAGGGAAAUCUGAAUUAAUGAUAUUAGGCAGACAUAUUUUAAGACAUUUUUAAAAAAAUCUCUGAAGAUAGUUUUCAUUUUGUAGUGGAAAUUUAGCUUACUUGUUGAGUAAGGCUUAAUGGUAACAUGUUAACUUGAAAAAAUGGAGCAUCUUGAACCACAUGUUUUACAAUGUGGAGGUUUUUUUUUUUUUUAAAAAAAACAUAAAAUGCUAAUGUUUUAAAUCAGAUUUUGAAGAUCCAUAUUGAAAUUGGCAGCCUGUCAAUCUGACAGUUUCCCCCCAAAAAAUCAUAAAUUGUCUUGAUAUUAUGGAAAAGUUGGUCUUCAAUCUGUAGACUGCUUUAUGUUUUAUUAAUUGUAAUCAUUAACCCUAUGUGAAAGUUAACUAUUUACAUUUUUAUUAUUUGAAAUUAGAGAAAAAGGGGGUCACAAGUCAUCUUUAUCAGUGGACCUAAGGAAAUCAGGCAAUUUUCGUUUAUGUUCAAUUUAAUUUGCUGAACAAAAACAGUAUCAACUUGCAGAUUCCUUGUUUAUACUAUAUAUUUUUUUGAGGUAGUGACACAUGUUUUGCUGGUUAAGAGUCUAGAUGGCUUUUAGCUCAUAAAGAUCCUUUUACAGAGCACUUUUGAAGAUGAGAGUAUAGGAGAUGUUGAGAUCCUGAGAGAUGCAGGAAGGCUGGAUAACUGAAAGUCUUGAAAACAGCUAUUCCUAAGAGUAAUCCAUUUUAUUAUAUUUUAAAAUAACCUUAGAGCAUUAGUUGCAUCCAUAUCAAUAGCUUUAUAUUACUUAUCAAAGGUAGGUGGUUGAAAUUAAAUUACCUGAAAAGUCAGGCUGAAAAAUAAAAGGUUUUGAGUUUAAGGCACUGUCUCUGAUUACAGUGUGUAUAUACCUCCUAAUUUGAGUAAUGAUAGGUAAAGGUGUUAUUUAUGCUUAUGUAUACUUGACUGAUGGCACUUUAAAGAGAUCUGUACUUGGAAAACAUGCAAACAGCAGAGGAUAUGAAAGUCUACUUUUCUGCCUAAAACCCUGCUCUAUGCAGAGAUAACCCCUCUCUUUAGUUUAUGGUAGUUACACGUAUUAUACCUUUAUUAAUUACCAACUUUAAGCAGUUACUUCUUUAUCCCUUGUGAGCAAUUUAGCUUAUACCACUCCUGUUCUUUUGCCCAACUAUUUUAAAUUCAAUUAGUUACCUUUAUUGCUUUAAAUACACUUAAUUCCCUACUACCAAUUUUAUUAUCUGUUUAUUCCUCUCUGUAUAAGGAAACGGCACACUCAUACUUUAUUUUUGUUUUCUUCUCCCAACUCCUGUUAGCAAUAUCUUUACUCUUCUGCCAUCAAGUUUAUAAUAUUUCAUAACGAAUUGCCUUGUCAUACUUUGCUUCUAGACCUAGAUAGCCAAAACAACGUUUUAAAUAAGUAAUAUGUUUAGAUCCACAGAUAAAUGAUUCUAGUUAGCCAAAACUCAUGCCCUUUAGAGAGCAAAAUUCCAAGAGUAUGGAUAAAAUGAAUUCUUCCAUGUUCAUCAAUUGCUUAGAUUCAUGCCAGUGUUAAAAUAUGGAUUAUGAAUUUGAGUUUUCGUUAAGUUUCUAAUUAACUUUUUCUUGUUAGCAGAAGAAAAGGUAAUUAUGCUGCGCUCUAUUGUACUGUUGGAUGCUGUAUAUACUGCUGUCAUCCUGGGAGUUUUUGCACUGUUGUGUUGCUGGGGUCUCA
Messenger RNA from Loxodonta africana (African savanna elephant), 10532 nucleotides. It is a transcript of the gene SYNCRIP, whose product is annotated as synaptotagmin binding cytoplasmic RNA interacting protein. The transcript has 12 exons. Gene Ontology annotation, biological process: CRD-mediated mRNA stabilization. Gene Ontology annotation, cellular component: ribonucleoprotein complex; CRD-mediated mRNA stability complex; nucleus. NCBI's taxonomy places the organism in Eukaryota, Metazoa, Chordata, Mammalia, Proboscidea, Elephantidae. Bases 121 to 1929 code for a protein of 602 amino acids. The record is from RefSeq and is a predicted model, not a curated record. Gene Ontology annotation, molecular function: mRNA 5'-UTR binding.